Messenger RNA from Perca fluviatilis (European perch), 2153 nucleotides. RefSeq names its product voltage-dependent L-type calcium channel subunit beta-3-like. NCBI's taxonomy places the organism in Eukaryota, Metazoa, Chordata, Actinopteri, Perciformes, Percidae. The record is from RefSeq and is a predicted model, not a curated record. Gene Ontology annotation, cellular component: voltage-gated calcium channel complex. Gene Ontology annotation, molecular function: protein binding; high voltage-gated calcium channel activity. Gene Ontology annotation, biological process: neuromuscular junction development; calcium ion transmembrane transport; chemical synaptic transmission. Bases 57 to 1808 code for a protein of 583 amino acids. The transcript is spliced from 11 exons.
UUGAAACAAACACACUGAGUCACAUUGUUGAGGUAACAAUGACAUAAAAUGCAAUAAUGCAGGUGUUGAAUAGACUUAUACGCAUCAUCAGAGUAAAAAAUAAAUAUGAGCCAGGCCUUAAAUUCACACCUUUUUAUUCUUCUAAUUACCAGAAAUUUAACAAUGAGUGGUGGAUCGGACGGCCGGUGAAGGAGGAUGGUGUGGUGGGCUUCAUUCCUAGUCCAGUCAAUCUGGAAACCAUUCUCAUCAAAAGAGAAGUCCAGGCGAGGAAAGCUGCCAAGGCCUUAGCCAACAAAGCAGCGUCUCAAGUAGCUCAAGAUAUGAACUCAAAGAAAUAUACUCCUCCAUCACAAGCCAAUCAGCAGGUGAAAAAGAAACCGGGGGAGCAGGUGUCUAUGUAUGAUGUAGUGCCUACAAUGCGUCCUGUGGUUCUAAUGGGACCAUCACUAAAGGGUUUAGAGGUUACAGAUAUGAUGCAAAAAGCACUAUUUGACUAUUUAAAACAUCGAUUUGAAGGCAGAAUUACUAUUACACGGGUAACAGCAGACAUCUCUCUGGCUAAACGGUCCAUCCUCAACAACCCUGGCAAAAAAGCCUUAAUGGACCGGUCGAACACCCGCUCCAAUUUAGAUGCUGCCGCCCAGAUCCAAGGGGAGGUGGAGCGUAUCUUUGAGCUCGCCCGCAGCAUGCAGCUGGUGAUUCUAGAUGCAGACACAAUCAACCACCCGCUCCAGGUGUCCAAGACCUCCCUGGCACCCAUCCUUGUCUAUGUCAAGAUCUCCUCACCAAAGGUGUUGACGAGACUGAUCAAGACUAGAGGGAAGUCACAGACCAAGCAUCUUAAUGUUCAGAUGGUGGCCGCAGACAAGCUCGCCCAAUGCCCGACGGAAAUGUUUGACGUCAUCUUAGAUGAGAACCAGCUAACUGAUGCCUGUGAGCACAUUGCUGAUUAUCUGGAGUCUUACUGGAGAGCCACUCAUCCACCAGAGAUGGAGCCUCCCAACGCAAUGGUGGCCCAGCUGGCCGAGAAUACACUGCCCACCAGUCCUUCAGCAAUACCGGAUGGGCAGAAAAACAAGAAGUCAGCUGCCCCCAAGAGGAAGGGUUCCAGAGAGAACCAUUUAGACCAGGAGCAACCUUUAGCCCCAGCACAGGAGCAGAGGGCUGAGGAGGGCCAAAAAGAGGAGGAAGAGCAGCUACUGAGGACUGAAUCAAAGAGACCCCAGCACACCCACCACCAUCACCACCGCCGGAUGGAGCAUCACAGCCACAGCCAGCACAACCAAACAUCCGGUGGCAUGGAGGUACGGUCGAGCAGGGAUUAUAGCCAGAGGCUUCCCCGCAGGCGCCAGCCUGAGGAGAGGGAGGAGGAGGUGGAGGAUGUGGUGGAGGAGGAUGAGGAGGAGACGCGCUAUAACCACCGAGGCCAUAACCACCACCAUCAUAACAGCAACCACCACCAUCACCACCACCACCAACAACAACAACAACAGCAUCACCGUGGAAACAGCCAGUCACACGUUAAGGAAGACUAUGAGCAAGAGCACAAUGAACGCAACCGUCAGCACAGACAUCACCAGCAUAUUCCACCACGGACACACCAAACAGGUCGCUACCCUGCACACAAUCAUCACAACUACCAUGGCAGAGACAGGGACAGGGACAGGGACAGGGACAGAGACAGAGACAGAGAUAGAGAUAGACACAAGGAGAGAGAAAGAGACAGAGAUAGGGACAGAGAGAGAGAUCGAGGUAGAGAUAGAAACAGAGAUGCACGACAAUUGCACAGGGAUUCCUAUAUACACUAGUGACUGUUGUGUCUUCUGUGGGUUGGUGCAUGGUUUUAUGCUGCUCAAGUUAUAAUGCACUAAUGGACAGGACAGAGUGUGUCAUCUUUGUAGAAAUGUUACUCCUCAUAUUGUUUGACUUUUUUGUACGCUCUGCCACUCACACACACACACUAUCCUUCUUUGUUUCUCUGUUUUUUCGUAUUAGUUCUUAUUUUCCUUAUUACAUUAGACAAGAUUAUUGUAACGGUGUGCUCAUGCAGCAUGUGUUUUUGAUUUUGCAUUGGUCACGCAAAAUGUACAGAAGCCAAGAACAGUCGAGGUUGCAGUAAUUUCAUUUUAUCAAUUAAAUUACUUUUCUUGUUA